UUGUUGUCUUCCCUGUUUAUAUUUAGAAACAAUUCCCUGCUCCUUGAGUGUCCUGUGAAAGGAUCCCUUGUGAAAGCCGAACGACGCUGCAGCUUGAUUGAACCCCAUAACUUUGUUUCUAACUGCUUCAGUAGCUUCAAUCAUUUCAGGGGAAAUUGGGGACUUUACUUUGUUCCAGAACGGAUUGUCUACAUGGGAGGGCUGCGGUCGUACUUGGGCUGAAAUUGUGAACAUUUAACGAUUAGAGAAGUUAGAAGUGUAAUGCUAUAAAGAUUUUUACUUGCCUCUUUUAAUAAGAGCUGCAGCUCUGUCUUUUGCAUCCAUGAGAGAGGUCACCAAAUCAGCUGCAGUUUCGUAACGUUUCAAACGCUCGAUAAGUUUAUCGACCGUCGACACGGGGAUGGAAUGGAAUUGAUCUGGAUCGGGAAGAUUGAGGUGCAGCUCGCGUGCAAACAGAUUCCAAUGUUCACUCAUUGGGCCAUCUCCCCAGGACUGCAUGUAUUCAACCGUAGAUGAUGGAAAUUUGGAACUUUGCUGCAGCAGGUGGUCUUUCAAUAUUUGUUCAAGAUGGUGCAGUUUUUCCAGACAGUUCGAAGGUUCCAGAGCAUCAAUUGCAUUUGUAAAAAUGCGCGUCCAGGGUUUGAGAAGGAGGAUAAUGCUUUCCUCAGCAGUCACCAUGUGUAAGCUGCAGCUGAUCGUUGGGGCAUACGAAAUCCCGUAUUUGAAUACCUGGCUGUAGAAAAAAUAUAUAAACAAAUGUCAACAAUAGUAAAGUCUGCAGACAAAAUUAAACAAAAUAACAAACCUCGGCUUGCACCCUUUUUCAUUGAUGCAGCAGGUUGACCGCCCCCGCGUUGUACACUGCAUGCUUCGGACCAGACUUUCUGCCAAUUGCGAUUGCAACUGCGUCCCAGUCACUGUCCACUAAAGGAGAGAGGAAUAUCUCGUGAUAUCCUGCAAUGUCUGCAAGCAACAAUAAAAACAAAUAAAUUCGUGCCAUGUGACUGCAGUCCAACCCGAGGAAAUUAACAAAUUACCUUCAUCAUCAUCUAAUUUACGAGCCUGAAUAUCCCCGUUGUCGUCAUAAUCCAGUAAAAGGGUCUCAGAUUCUACUUGUAUGGCCGGAACUCCAUCCCAAUAAGGGUUUUCUUUUUCUGGGGGCUGUGGAAUCAGUUUGGCUAAAACGGUAAAGAAUAAAUUAAACUGCAGUUUAACAAUAGGUCGAAUUAUUUAAACUUACCUCUAGAUUUCAAGGCUGAAGCCGCAAUUGAAGGAUCCCACAGUUCCUCCAGCACCAAACUAGCAUCUCGACCCUGCCAACGUAGAGAUUUAUGGAUGGCGUUAAUUGUUGAAACCGGGACAGAGAUAAAUUGUUUCGGAUCUGGGAGGUACAGCUGCAUCUCUUUCGCGAACAAGUUCCAGUGCCCCAGCAUGGGUGCAUCCCCCCAGGACAACAUAAAUUCAACAGUUGAAGGUGAAAAUUUGGAGGUCUGCUGCAGCAGGUGGUCCCUGAGAACAUCUUCGAGAUGCUCCAACUUCGUCAAACAAUGAGAGGGUUCCAUGGCGCACGGCGAGUUUGUAAAAAUUCUAACGAAGGAUUUCAGCAUAAAAAUGAUCUUCUUUUCUCCUUGCACCUCCUCCCCCUCCUCGUCUUCUUCUUCAUCUUCUUCCUUCUCUUUCCGGCCACUAAGCCGUUCUUGAGUAACGAGUCCUAAGCUGCAGCUUAAUGUGGGAGCGUAGGAGAUUCCGUAUCUGGAUGACCGGCUGUAAAGUUAUUUGUUUUUAUUAACCAUGAAGCAAGUCUGCAGACACCACCGCAUAUUUAAAAAAAAUACCUGGCUUUACAUCUUCCUUCCCGAGAUCGUUGUUGCGCCACUCUCGUCAGAUUUUUGUGAAACGUUCGUCCGACCACUGCUGACAUUGUCUCCCACGUGUGGUCGACUAAUGGUGUCGUGUAAAUUUUGUUGUAACCCGUACAAUCUGCAAAAUAAGUAAAACACACUGAAAUGACUGCAGUCCAUAGUACACAAAAUAUAAAUUUUUUACCUUCAAUUUCGGCGAUGUCGAUUUCUCCGUUAUCAUCAUAAAAAAGUUCGAGAAUUGUGUCUUCAGACAUUGUAAAAGGUUGAGAGAUGGACGUCAGGAAAAAAAUUUGAAUUUUAUAAUUGUAUUAUAAAAGAAACUAAAGUUUUUUAACAGUUUGAGAGAGACUGAUUUCUCAUGCGUGCAUAAAUACGUCACAUGAAUACAUGCAAGCAAGCAGACUGCAGUCGUAUCUUUGUUUCCCACUGUCUCAUUUUCCCAGCGCGAAAAUCGUAGUUUAUUUGCUUCACCUGUUCUUUGAAAAAUCAACUUUACUUUUCUCUCCAGUAAUUAAUUUUUGUCAAAAAAUAUGGAGUUUUUCGUUGGAUGAAUGAGACGUCACGAUACCGAGUCACAUUGGGGACUUUAUGGCCAGUUCGUUCAGAGUGAUUUACUGGAAGGUUUGCUGUUACAUUUGUACACGUCGACCUGCGAGAAGGCCUCGCAGUCAGCUUCGAAGAGGUAGAAGUGUUCGAGGGCCCCCACCAAGAGGAAGUGUUCGUAUGAAACAACGGUCAAUCAGAAGAUCAGCAAGAAUAUCUCAGCGGUCAGCAGAUUCUGCAAUGUCAGACUCUGUCGUUUCAACCCUAUCUGAACCAGGAGUCAUUUACGCAUCACAAAAGGCUUAUUCGUCUACAAUGCCGCCUAGAACAACACAGCCCAAAUCAAUUCAUCAACAUGGUCAUGGACACAGUCACACGCACCAUCAUAAACGAUCAACAAAGUCAGCAGAGCCUGAGUUUGGGCCAAAUUUGCCAGUUUUGUACAACAAAUAUGCAGAGGAUUUGGUCCCAGUGGUUCCUGCUCAAACAGAUCAGACGCCACCAUCCUCGUCGCAUAGAAUUUCAAGAAAUCGUUCUGUGCCUCCUGAAUUGAUGAAACCUCCUGAAGAGCCCGAAUUUUGGGAUGAAGAUUAUGAUGACUACGACGAGAGUGACUACGAGGAUGAGGAUCCAGGAAAGCGUCCCGUCCCGAUUUGGUUGUGUUCAGCAUUGGUCAUUGGUUACAUCAUUGGAGGCGCUUUCCUAUUCUCGAAAUGGGAAGAAUGGAAUUUUUUGGACUCUGCGUAUUUUUGUUUCAUUACAUUGACAACUAUUGGGUUUGGAGAUUUUGUACCCACCCAGGAAUCAGAAGCCAGUAUUGCCCUUUGCUCAUUAUAUUUGCUGUUUGGAAUUGCAUUGCUCGCAAUGUCGUUCAAUUUGGUACAGGAGCAAGUUAUCAAUUCCGUGAAAGAAUUAGCCAUGACUUUGGGAAUCAUUGACGAAGAAGACGACCGACAAUAGAAUAGAAAUUCGUGUGUUCAUGAUAGACUCAAGUUAGUAAAAGACAACUGUAUAGGUUUUCAAUACUACUGUAUGAUUAGAUUUGUACAUUAUUUAUACGUACUGGAUUGACGGUAAAAUUUACAUAUAUAUGCCAAAAUAUAAACUUACAGGAAAUCACCAAGUGUAGGACAUUAACUCAAACAUUUCACAAAUAUUUACUUAUCCUUGUAUGGCCAAAUAAUUUCAUUUCUAUUCUUCUUUCCUUCACCAACCAAUGUAUGCGAAUAUUUGUACGGAUGGGGUAGAUUAUUAUGUUGGGAAUUAUCCAGAAAGUGAAGUUCUCGUUCACUAUGGACAGAUCUGAAUACUUUGGCUUUCUGCUGUCACGAGCGAAUCCACACAUUUGCAGGAUUACCGAUUGAUGAAACAUUUGGCUCAUCUGCACAAGUGUUUCUUAUUUGCAGUCAAUAGCAUUGUCACAGAAUUUCGAAGGUAAUGUUGUCUUUAUCUCUGAUUACAGAGAAUUAAUGAUGCGUAUCUGCCUGGAUAGAUGAUGACGGUGAUGCUGAUAAGUUAUAUGACCAGUUGUUUGGCCUGCCAUGGAUUAAAAUCUGUGCCAUAUGUAUGUAGCUUGAAUAGUCGGAUAAUAUACGAAUUAUGUAUAUACAUAUGUAGGCAGUCUGUUUCAUCAAGUGUAAAGUUCCCUAGUUAAUUUUCGUAAUUAAAAGUUUCCAGUUUAUAAUAAAGAACAAAAUGCA
Folsomia candida is the source of this 4105-nucleotide messenger RNA. RefSeq lists its product as uncharacterized. The record is from RefSeq and is a predicted model, not a curated record. Gene Ontology annotation, molecular function: potassium ion leak channel activity. The coding region runs from base 2451 to 3365 and encodes 304 amino acids. The transcript is spliced from 9 exons. NCBI's taxonomy places the organism in Eukaryota, Metazoa, Arthropoda, Collembola, Entomobryomorpha, Isotomidae. Gene Ontology annotation, cellular component: membrane. Gene Ontology annotation, biological process: potassium ion transmembrane transport; stabilization of membrane potential.